Choloepus didactylus (southern two-toed sloth) is the source of this 588-nucleotide messenger RNA. RefSeq names its product eukaryotic translation elongation factor 1 epsilon-1-like. Gene Ontology annotation, biological process: positive regulation of DNA damage response, signal transduction by p53 class mediator. The record is from RefSeq and is a predicted model, not a curated record. The coding region runs from base 1 to 588 and encodes 195 amino acids. The transcript has 2 exons. Gene Ontology annotation, cellular component: cytoplasm; aminoacyl-tRNA synthetase multienzyme complex; nucleus. NCBI's taxonomy places the organism in Eukaryota, Metazoa, Chordata, Mammalia, Pilosa, Megalonychidae.
AUGGGUCUUUGUACCCUAGCACUGGAGAAAGCGCCAGUGUCAAAGGCUGAGCUUGGGCCAGAAGAUGGCAGUGGCGGAGCUGAUGCUGUGGAAGAAGCUGCUGGGCUGAGUAAAGGGAAAAAAUACAGCACUCAGGGCGAGCACCAGAUUCCAGUUCUUCAAACAAACAAUGGUCCCAGUCUUACAGGAUUGACUGCUGUAGCAGCUCAUCUAGUCAAGCAAGCCAACGAAGAGUAUUUGCUUGGGAGUACUGGAGAAGAAAAAGCAAUGGUGCAACAAACAAUGGUUAGACUACAGGUAACUCAAGUAGACGGACACUCCAGUAAACAUGAUAUCCCCACUCUGUUAAAGGAUCUUAAUUCAUACCUUGCAGAUAAAGUCCACCUUACAUGUUAUUACUUUACCUUAGCAGAUAUCCUACCGUACCAUGGACAUCAUCGCUUUAUAGUUGACCAGACAGUUCAAGAAAAGGGGAAGUAUCUUAAUGUAUCUUGCUGGUUUUGUCACAUUCAGCAUUAUCCAGGCAUCAGGCAACAUCUGUCUAGUGUUGUCUUCAUCAAGAACAGACUAUAUACCAAUUCCCAUUAG